CCGUUGGAUUCAGUGUUAUGGGCAGGCGAUGCAUCAAAGUUGUCUCAGAUAAAUUGGACAGAGGCUCCGCCCGAGAACACUGUAGACAUGAUAAUACAGAUUUGAUUACCCUUGAGAGUCAGGCAAAGACUGAUGAAUUUCGGGACUUUAUGGAGGAGAAUGGACAUGCCAGUGUCAACUACUGGUGCGGAGCGUCACGAGUCACAGACGGAUGGCAGUGGGUCAAUGGAGUACCGAUCUCAUCCAACUCCUGGUGUCGCUACGAGGGAAACGGAACAAGAUGUGGUGCUACCAUCAACCCACCGAGCACCUGCUUAGACUACCGUAGUUGUAGUAGAACCAUGAGCUUUGUGUGCGAACUUCAGUUUUGACUUUGAAGAUGUUAUGUCGAGAACAACUUGAUGUUCGUCAUACAUACUGUCAGGUUACCAACUAGAUAUGUCAGUUAAGUUACUGUGAGUGAACAUCUUUCAGUUUAUUUGGUCAGGAAGAGUGCAUGUCGCCUGAUCUGUUGAAGCUGACAUCUGGUUAAUCUCAUGAAAUAGUCCGGAUUAACAAAUGUACUGGAUUAAGGAGAAUUAAUG
This is a messenger RNA of Haliotis rufescens (red abalone), 584 nucleotides long. RefSeq lists its product as uncharacterized. The coding region runs from base 18 to 371 and encodes 117 amino acids. The record is from RefSeq and is a predicted model, not a curated record. Lineage: Eukaryota; Metazoa; Mollusca; Gastropoda; Lepetellida; Haliotidae. The transcript has 2 exons.